Molecule: messenger RNA, 357 nt
Organism: Ilex paraguariensis (yerba mate)
Lineage: Eukaryota; Viridiplantae; Streptophyta; Magnoliopsida; Aquifoliales; Aquifoliaceae
Source: the annotation of a GenBank genome assembly
AUGUGUCUUGGUUCAUUUUGUUUGAUCCUGAUCUCUUCAGGUGAGUUUCUCAAAACUUUUUUUCCCCUUCAUUACAUGAUAUUUAGGAUUUGUGUGGUUGUUCCAACUCUGUGGCUUGGAUCAUUUGUGUCCAACCGCAAGGAUGUUAAAGGGAUUAUGAACACAUUGCAGUUAAUUAGAGAGGAAGUUAUAAAGGACGGUAACAAUAAGGACGAAGAGACGAUUUCUAGGUCAUUUUUGUUGUUUUUCUUAGAUUUCAAUGUAUUUAGGCCCUGUGUGCAUGAAUCUCUUGACUUCCCCCUCUCUCUCAAGGGCAUUGUGUAUGUGAAUAGAUCGAUUGGAAAGCGAGAAAUGUGA